ACACACAUACUUGGUAGGAAGAGAGAGGAGGAGAACGAGCGAAGUAUUGAGAGACGCGUGCACGGGGGAGGAAGAGGACGUGGACAGCCGAAUCGACGUCGCGCGAGAAACCGAGCGUCGUCGUCAGGGCAUACACUACGCCCGGAGAGUUGACAGUUGCUUUUUUGUGUAACAAUAUUGGUGAAAUUUUGCAAUAAAUAUGUCAAAAUACUCAAGAGAUUUGGAAUAACUGAAUGUGCAUAGAAAAUUAUAGAUUUUGGUGUCCAGCAAGGAAACCAAGUUACUGCCUGCCAAUACAGCAGCGUAUCUAAGCACAGUUUCCAACUUACAUAAUGAAUGCUAUGAUAAUAGUUUAAAAGUUAAUGAAAGUGGUGCUGUUUGAAAAUAUGUUCUACAUAUAGUCAUGCUUAUCUAACUUAUCAAAAUACUAUAUGCUGCUUAAAAUGGAAGAUAGCUAUUUUAAUAGAUGUAUUUUCUUUAAUUGCUGAAGACACACAAGUUCUAUUCUGCAACUUUUGGAACUAUCUAGAUACCAAUCCAAUGUAUUUGCAUUCCUGUGCUUUUAGUACUGUAGUCAAAUGUUAAAGAGUUUAGUACCUUAAGUUGAAUCGCAUUGCAAAAAAGUGUGCUGCUUUGGGCAAAUAAGAGUUGGUAGCAAAAACAAAACUCAAUGGUGUAUCUCAAAGUGAACAAAUUUUAGUUACUGCAAGAUGAAUGUAAAGAUUCUAGAAUAUUGUUCUCGUAAAAUGGUUUCCAAAUGUAAGGAGGUGCAAGCACAACCAUUCUCUCAAUAUUUCAUGGAUGAUAGAGGACAAUUCUGAUGACCCUACAUCAAUAAGGGUUAACAGAAAUGGAUAACAACAGCGUAGGAGUGGUGCAGGUAUUCGUGGGCGAGUGGAGCGCCGAAUAUGAGGCAUUGUCGAUCAGGGCGACCAAGCAAACAUCAUCUGCUGAGAUAGUUGAAUGUAUAAUCGAGAGACUGAGCCUUGUUGAUAACAAUCUCUCCAAUGGAUACGAGUUAGCAGAAGUUAUUGGCAAUUCCGUCGGACAGGAGUGUAAGGAGCGAAGAUUGGGACCAACCGAGUGCCCGGUCGCGCUUAUGCUGCUUUGGCCAAAGAAAAAUGCUGCGCAGCAGGAAUAUUACAAAUUCUACCUUAGGAAAAAGCAGCCUGACUACCUAUGGUCCGACAGUAGAUUUCCCAUGGAUCCGCAGCUAUUGAAGGACUAUUUUAAUCGUUUUUUGUAUCAACCUCGCGACAAAGAGUAUCCUGAUCUCUGCCAGCUACCAGAUCUUAAUGAGUUGACGUUGCUUGACAAUCUACGAGCUCGUUUUCUCGCCGGAAACAUUUAUACCUACGUUGGCAGUAUACUCAUUGCCGUCAAUCCCUUCAAGUUCUAUCCUAUCUAUAAUCCGAAGUACGUCAAGUUGUAUCAAAAUCGACGACUCGGACCCGACAUACCACCUCACAUAUUUGCCAUUGCCGAUGCAGCUUAUCACUGCAUGCUUAAGGAAAAAAAGAAUCAAUGCAUUGUGAUCAGUGGCGAGAGUGGUUCCGGCAAAACUGAGUCCACGAAUUUUCUUCUACAUCACUUGACCGCGCUCAGUCAAAAAGGUUCGCAUGGAAGUGGCGUUGAACAGACUAUACUAAGCGCUGGUCCCGUGCUCGAAGCGUUCGGUAACGCGAAAACGGCACAUAAUAAUAAUAGCAGUCGGUUCGGCAAGUUUAUUCAGGUGAACUAUAAGGAAAACGGAAUGGUUCAUGGAGCUGUAGUACAAAAAUAUCUCCUCGAAAAGUCAAGAAUCGUUUCGCAAGGUAGAAACGAGAGAAAUUAUCACGUGUUCUACUACUUGUUGGCUGGAGCGAAUGAACAGGAAAGGCAAGUGUUGCAUCUGAGGAAUUGCGAAUGGUAUAAUUACUUGAACAGAAGCGGAUGUUAUGGACUGGAAAACGUCGACGAGCGACAUGAGUUUUCAAGACUGAAGCAAUCUAUGGAAAUGGUUGGAUUUACUCCCGAGAAACAGAGACGGCUCUUUGCUGUUUUGUCGGCUGUACUUUUGCUCGGUAACGUGGAGUUUCAACCGAGAAAGUCUUAUCAUCAUCACGACGAGGCUGUUGGUGUGAAGAAUCCCGAAGUAGUCGCGCUAAUAUCGGAAUUACUAAGAGUAAAGCAAGAGACGCUACUUGCAGCUCUCACAGCCAAGAGGGCACGCGCUUCCGGCGAAACGCUAGUUAUAAAUUAUAGGCUACCCGAAGCAAUUGCGGCUCGAGAUGCCAUGGCUAAAUGUCUUUAUGGCGCACUUUUCGAUUGGAUAGUCUUACAGGUUAAUCAUGCGCUUCUAUCUAAAAAAGACACCUUAAGGGAUCACCAAGGGAAUAGUAUCGGUGUACUCGAUAUUUUCGGUUUCGAAGACUUCAAGACUUGCAAUAGCUUUGAACAACUUUGUAUUAAUUACGCAAAUGAACAGUUACAGCAUUAUUUCAAUCAACACGUCUUUCAAUAUGAACAACGAGAAUACAGGAAACAAGGAAUUAGAUGGACAGAUAUUGGUUAUAGCGACAAUUCCGGAUGUUUAAAUCUCAUAGAAGGCAAACCCAACGGUUUGCUUUGUCUCCUAGAUGAUCAGUGCAAUUUUCCCGGUGCCACAAAUGAAACACUUCUUCAAAAGUUCAACUCGGUGCACAAGGACAAUCCAUUUUAUGAAGCUCCACAACGAAGGGAAGGAACAUUCGUUGUUCGUCAUUAUGCUGGAGCUGUUAAAUAUCAAGCGUCAAAUAUGAGAGAAAAGAAUUUAGAUCUCAUGAGGCCUGAUGGUGUUGUUGGAGUAUUGAAAAAUUCAUCACUGGCCUUCGUUCGAGAACUAGUCGGAGCUGAUCCGGUUGCCGUUUUCCGUUGGGCUAUUUUGCGGGCUUUCUUCCGUGCUCACUUUGCAUUUCAGGAGGCUGGCAGAGCACAUAGGCAUGGGCGUGCAGAUGGGAGCAAAGCAUCGGUGCAGAAUAGAUACAGGACUCCUAAUGAAAACGUGAUAAGCUCGCACAAGUCGGCCGGUCGGCCGAAUUAUCACAAGCAUCAGCAACAGCAGCAUCAUCAUCGUGGUAAUGGCGGUGGUCAUCAAGCAGCAGUAGCCACUGCGAGUACACACAAUAGCGACAGCCUUAACAACAACAAUAAUCAUCACCACCACCAUCACCAUCAUCACCACCAUCACCAUCACAACAACAACAACAACAACAACAACAACAAUAGGCAGUCGUGGCCGCAGUUUCGUAAUGUUAAUCAAGCUUCGGCUGCUGGCGGUGGCGGCGGCAAUCCGCCAAGACCUGAACAAGCGGCACCAAGACCCAGACAGGCCUCUAGGCCCAUACCCAGAGACGAAGCGAGUGUCAUGGAACGCGCCAAUCAGAUUGUCAUGAAGAACAAAUCGUUCAGGCCACGCGAGAGGGGUAAGAAAGGACUGAAGAAUUUGCAAACAGUGAAGACAUUGGCAGGCAGGACGCAAAGCUACGGCACGGGGCCGGGCAAAGCGAGGAAGCAGCCGAUGACCGUCUCCGCUCAAUUUCAACAGAGUCUUCAUAGUCUUAUGGAUACGCUUAACCAGGCAAAUCCAUUCUUCAUUAGAUGUAUCAAGAGUAACGCUAACAAAGUGUCGAACGAAUUUGACGAUGAGACGGUUCAACGACAGCUUCGAUACACCGGUAUGUUAGAGACAGUGCGAAUCCGUCAAGCAGGCUUCAACGUGCGUCUCACUUAUGAAGAGUUUAUCCAGCUCUAUCGAAUGUUGUUGCCUAAAGGUCUCCUCAGCACGCAAAACGAUGUGCGUGAUUUCUUGCUCACGCUCAAUCUCAAUCGCGACAACUAUCAGUUGGGCAUGACUAAAGUGUUUCUACGCGAGUCAGAAAAAAUCAAGCUUGAUAUCGAGUUACACCAGCAGAUCAUCACGAGUAUCACUACAAUACAAAAAUGGUUCCGAGCGUGUCUCGAGCGACGUAGAUUCCUUAAAUUAAAGAACGCCGUUGUCCUAAUUCAGUCGUUCUGGCGCAUGGUCACGGCCCAAAAACUCGCCAGAGCACUGAGAACCAGAAUUGAGGCAGCUAUUCAUAUACAGGCAGCUUGGAGGACAUAUAAACAACGUAGCUGGUUCAAGAAGCUCAAACAGGGUGUUGUUAGGUUUCAAGCGAUUGUUAGGGGUAAUAAUGUAAGGAGGGCUUUGGCUGAGCUUGGGAAGAAAAAGAAGAGUUUAACUGUCAAAGAACAACGAGAGUAUGGACAUGAAUCACAUGCGACAACGAUUACUGAAAGUAAUUAUUUAUCACAACGACCUGAUUUCAGUAGUCGCAUCACUCCUAAUAGAACAACCGAUAACAGCACCCAUCACGAACCAUCCAUCGACCCGUCGCUUACGAUAACCAAGCGGAAAGUCAUAUUAUCCAAGCGCCUAUCGAAUGACACUUCCUCAUCAACAAAAUCCAGUGACUUGUAUCACUAUCCUGAAACAAACAACACAUCAGCUUCCGCCGAAAUUCGCAAAGGUAGUGUCGAAAGUCUAGCUAGUCUACAGAGCUACGAAUCUCAAGUAUCGGUCGAGUCCUUGGAGUCGCAUCACUCGCACGACAAACCAAUUCCCAGCACAAGGAUCCGCCGAGGUGUCACGAGCAUCGAACAACAAUCUAGUGUACAAUCGACAACUACCACCACCACGACAAGUAGACUAUCAUCGAGUAGUAAACGUACCGACAGUUCGUCAACAGGCUACAGCGACGGCGAGACAGACGCUGAAACACCUAGUGCCGUACACAGUGCCCCACCGGUAUUCAAUGCAAGUGCUACAUCGUUCUCGAGUCCACGCGAUAUCAAGUACCACCAGACGUCUAGUGUUAAGCUUACGCACACACCGACUACCAAUUCUGACAUUUGGCAUAAGAGGUCAGAGUGUAACACUUCAGAGCAAUAUCCGUUGCAAGUGCCGCAAAAACCAAAUCAGAAACCGAGCAUUACAAGGUCGGCCAACGUAUCACAACAACACCGAAAUCUUAGCGACACUCUCAUCGAACAAGAACGAUUAAGCAGGUUGGAAAGGUUAAACAAAGCCGUACCGACAGUUGUCAAAUUCGAUCGCACGUCCGGAAGGCGACUUAGUGAAAACGAGAAUCUAGUGUUAACCCAGAAACGCGAGCAAAUCUUACCUAAGGAUCCUAAGGAUUAUACUUAUUUGAGAAGACAGAACUCCGAAGGCGAUGCAACGCUCAGAGAAAAUGUGUCUGCUAUUCCCAAAAGCGUGCUAACUACCCAAGUGGAGAAGGCUGAACCUGAUGUUCCGGUAAGAAGUGCUCGACGCAAUAGGCCGCCUCGAGAACUCCAAUGUCGUUCAAUGGGCGAAUCGGUGAACGAGGCAACAACAGAGGCGCGAAAUGUCAUUCUAGGUACCAUUAAAGAAAGCGACCUUAUUAAAACGAAUGUUUGGCCACGGAAAGAUGAUGCGAAACAUGAAUCGGUCACGCGGUCUAUUACCGAAUGGCCAGUCGAUAAAAAAGACUCGCAUUUCAAACCUCAGCCUAUUGGUAAUAAAAGAAUUCGUUCUAAUGUAAUCUCAGUUCAAGAGUUACGACGACGAAAUUCUGAUCCGGCUACUAAAGUUUCGGGAAUAGUCGAGAAUAAGGGAUACUCGGAGACGAGUCCCAACGAAUUGAAACCAGCACCUGGAAAUUUAUUGGAAUGGAAGGGUAAUACGUUUAAGUUGGCGGAGCAUGAAUUUAGAAAAAUAGCGAGGUUUAAUAAAGACGAUGUUUGUGCGUGUUGUCAUGAAAAAAUGGAUGCUUUUGUUACACAGGGUUACAAAUGCAAUUAUUGCAAGCAGCCUUUUCAUGUCAAAUGUAUUCAGAACGGUGGUGUUCUGAAAAUGAUGUGCGUACCAGCGAAUACACCUAAUCGAAGAAAUAAGAGAAAACCACAAAGAGCGCCUUAUGAUCAAAAACAAUCAGUAGCGUCGAAAUUUAGUUUGACAGGAACGUCGGAUUUCAAAGAUAGCACAGACAAAAUCAUUUCCGAUGCAAAAGAAUUGGCACUGAUGCAGGAUUUUAUUACGAAAAAAAUCUAUAUAAUGGACGGACAAGAUGACGGCAAAAAACCACCUAGUGAAGUUGAUCGAGUGUUCAAACAGGCUCUUAAAAAGUUUAAAGACGAGCUCGUUAUAACGUACAGUGUUUGUAUACAGCAAGGUGGUAUUGAAGGCAACAUUAAGUACACCGAUCUUAUAGCAAACUUUUCUCACGUGAUGGAAACAGUUUGCAAGCAAGAGAACUUGAAAGAAGCUUUUCCACUGACAAUGGGUGUCAAUGCAUUCAGGGGUUUCAUGAACGAAUUUAUGGCUUUGGCGAAAACAGAGGCUAUGGAGAAACAGAGCAAGAGUAAGAGAAAAAAAGAAAAGAAAGAAAAGAGAAAACAAGAAGAACCUAUUAAGCACGGAAGUCACAUGUUUCAACUGACUAUUAUUAACAUUCCCACUGCUUGUGAAGUUUGCACGUCUUUCUUCAUGUGGCCUAUUGAGCGGGGACUUAUCUGUCAAAAUUGCAAGUUGACCUGUCACAAAAAAUGUUACACACGCGCUUCAGCGGAAUGCGGCAAAGAUGCGCCACAUGAGGCUAACUCACACAAAGUUUUCGGUGUACCUCUUUACAAAUUGGAUUGCGGAGAUGGCAAAAUACCAUUGGUGGUCGAUAGGCUAAUCACGACAAUUGAGUUGCACGGCCUCUACACUGAAGGUAUCUACCGUAAGAGUGGCGUCAGUUCGAAGGUUAAGGAGCUCAAGAUGAAGAUGGAUGAGGGUGAUCUCGAGAAUGUGGAGUUUGAAAACUAUCAAGUGCAUGUGCUUGCCGCUGUGCUGAAGAGCUUCUUUAGAGACAUGCCCGAACCAUUGCUUACCUUCGAGUAUUACGACGACUUUCUUCAUGCGGCUAGUUUGACUGAGUCUCAAGAUAGAAUAAGCACCUUAUUUGCAAUUUUGAAGAAGCUACCGAAGCCAAACUUUGACUUAAUGGAGCGAUUAAUCGUGCACUUAGCUCGCGUUGCUCUGCACGAGGUUGACAAUCGAAUGUCGCCCUCGGCAUUGGCGAUAGUAUUUGCACCGUGCAUUCUUCGCACCAAUAGAACACUUCCAGCACAAGACUCGUUGCAAGAUGUGGGUCGACAGACCAAGUGUGUCGAGACUAUCGUCCAUGAGAAGCUUCGAAUAGUCAAGACGACUCUAGCCGAUAUCAACACACUCGAUUCAGCCUGUCACUCGGCGACUUACCGUUUAUCCAGUCUCAGAUCCUCGAAAAUCUUUAGUCCUGAAGAGUUAAGCUCAACUCUACCAAGCGUCGUUGCUGGUAGAGGUAACAGCAGUGUGACUACAUGUUCUACUGAUCCAGAAAGGGACAGAGAAGACGAAGAAGAGGCGUUGGUUGGACACAUUCAGGAGAUUCAAAAGGAGAAGGCUUUGCUUACUUCAACUUUGCCUAGUCUAACAAGGGCCUCUUCAGAUGAUGACUUGCUGCUUUCUGCUACGGAUCUUGAUGACGGUUCGCUUGAUGAUCUCUUGCCGUCAGCUGAUGGGCUUGUCAGGAAAAAACCAAUACAAAGGCAAAGUUCAGCGGAUAGUAGUUUUCCAACGAUCAUCAAUGUCGACGAGGAUAUGGUGAUGGUAUAGACUAUAUGAAAUAUUCACAAGACGUCUUCUCGCUAAUUAAAGAGUCAAUCGAUAGAUCGAACAGCUAUUAUAUUUAUAAGAAGGAAAUAGCUCUUCGUCGAAACUUCUGAAAUUAAAUACUUCCCAGCGUACAAUGUUCAUAGUUAAGUAUGUAAUUUCGUAAAAAAAAAGAAAAAAACUUCGUUCUUCAAGUCCACUAUUCCAAAAGCGCUACAGGAAGACGGAGGAUACAACAUAGAUAUAUACUUUACAUGUUAAUCUAUACAUAGAAACGGAGUGUACAACGUUUUUUUUUUCAAAUCUAAUCUUCCUAGAAUGCAUUCCUCGUCAAAGACUGUCGUUCGCGUUUGAGCGGUUACACCGCAGCACGUUUCAAAUAAAACUAAAGAGGAAAAAUUUAAUAAAGCCUUUCGUCGGUGUGUGUCGCUUCGCCUACACUUUUCCAAUUUUAGGGAUCCGCCUUGCAAUAAAGCAAACAAAAAAUAUUCACUACGUAUAUCUUUGUGAAUCGUUGACGUGAUAUUUUUUUUUCUCGCUCUUAUGGCAAGAAUGAAGGGAUCGAUGGGAGACGCGUCUAUAUAAUGUGAGUAACAAAUAGUGCGACUAUAAAAGUCACUGCAAGUGUCUGAGAAUGAGAGAUUAAUAAACCCGACAAGUCGUGUUUGAUGUUGUUUUUGUCCACUCUUUCGAAAAAAUCUUAAUUUUUUCUUGCGCAUAGGCGUUUCUCCAUGUAAUUUUUCCUUGCGUGAAGAAGAGAAAGUUAGAUCGUGUGGUUAAUUAAUUUAAGCAAAUCAUGGUUUAUGGAGUGGUACGAACGAUAAACCAAAAUGUCUAGCGUGUACAUAUAACUAAUCUGUUACUAUAUAUUAUUGCGGUUAUUUACGAACGACGUUACCAAGAAUUUAUAUUUCUACUACUGAUUUUUCGUCGAUUAAGGACUAAUCUAAAUAACAAAGCAAUCGCAAUCUUUUGAUUAUGCGCUACUUCCCGAAUUUAUCUUCCAAUUAUUACGCUCCCCUUUUGUGUAAAAACGAACUUUUUGCGCGCGUGAAGCGUUUUUUUGUAUAUUUAUUAUACACGUUUUUAAUUACAUAUUAUUAUUAUGAUUAUUAUUAUGAUAUAGGCAUAAGAGACCACUCGCAGGGCGCAGAACUGAUUGAUUUUUUAAUCAUAAUAUCAAUUUUCAUAUACUUUUAAGAGACCUUGGCAUGAAAACUUGAACAAACAUAAUUUUGAGAAUGUUUAACGAGUAAGAUUUAAUUUGUGUAUUUUUUUAGCAGACUGAUAUCUUGUAAAAUUGUUUCCAAGUUGAAUUCAUUCGUAUUAUUGAAAUGAUAACGAAUGACUAUUGAAAUUUUAAAUAAAAUUAAAGAAAUUAAUUUUUCUAAAGUAAAAAAAAUGGUUUGAUAAUUAAAUGUUGUCUUCUCUUCUAAACAAAAGAUUUUAGGUAUAAUUUAUUGAAUAAUAAUUCUGCAGAAUGUGAGUGAAGAAAAAAGGUUUUUUGUUUUGAUUUUGAAUUUUGCACUUGUUGUUUGGAUAAUGAUAAUACUUACAAAUUAUUACUCAUAAAUUCAUUAUAAUACACAUUUAUUUUUCUAUUCACUAUAAGAAUAUUUAAUUCAAUAUUACCUCAAUUACGAUAUUAUGUAUGCAUUUUAUUAAAUCUACUUAACGAUGACAAGACUUGGUGCAGAAUGCACAAAUAUAAGAAAUGUAUGAAACAAAAUUAUCGUUGAAAUAGUUUUUCUGCUAAGGUUGAUAGAUCUUAUUUUUCGGAGAUUUAUGUAUAGCUUUUAUUCCCUGCGAAAGUGACGAUCAAUCAUAAUGAUGUAAAAAGAUACUUGCGCAUUUUGUUACUAUUAAUUAAUCAGUUAAUUAAUAAAUUAAGAUUUUUUGAAUAGUUAAUUAUAUUGCGAUCAAAAAAGGUACGUUCCUGUUAUUACGAGUUUGUGUUACGAGAAACAUUAGUUGAACAGUGCGAAGUUGUAAAAUUUUUAAUUGAGAUAUAUACUUUAUCGUACAUUCUGUAUAAAGUUUAAAGCUAUUCUUUUUAAGUAGUUUAAACAACUUUGUUCAACGUGCAAGUAUGAUUAAGAUUGGCGAUUCUUUUUUUUAAAUACUUGAUAUAGUCCACGUGUAUUUGUUUUAAAAAGAUCGCUAAUAAAUAUACUUUAAACAAAAGUGUGAAUGAUAGAUUGAGGAAAAUGUUGAAAUUGUGGAGAUCUAUAUAUUUUUUUCUCUCAAACUCAUCAGUUUUGUUAUGGUUUUUGAGAUGCAAAUAAGUGUAUCCAUGACGUAUAAGAUCCUUGAAAAACCGUAAUAACUCAAUCUUGCAAAUACCUUUUCUAAGUCCUUUAACUUGUACAAAAAUAUGUAAAAAGGAAAAGAGUCUAUAAUUUUGAGAUGAAAUGAAACUUUUGUUCGAUGAAACUUUCAACGAUGGAUUUGGAAUUUUAGUAUUUGCAAGGUUAAUGAUUGCAUUUUGAAUGAGUACAGAGACAUAUGUAUUUUAUAAAAAGAAAUUUUUUUUGCAAAUGAUCUAUGACUGACUCAGACUUGAAAUAUUUUCGUCACUGAACUAUAAACGUACAUAAUUGAAUAUUUAGAAAAUUAUAUAUCGCAGAAAAAAAGGAUAAUAGAAGAAACGGGACUAAGUUAUUGUGAAAAAAGGAAAAGACACAUUUGGCGAAAAUGAUUUUUAUUCGAAAUUUUAUCAAGCUUUUUUUUUUUUGAUUAAUAUAAUUAAAUCUUGAAAGGUUUUACUCGUUAUACUCCAAGCUCUUUCAGAUGCUAUCAUUUUUACAACAAUCGUGUAUAAAAGUAAAAAAAGCGCUAAGAAUGAUGAAAAAAAUUUUGUAAAGCGAUUAUGAAUAUGAUCGACGUACUGCGCGGCAGUGCAGGGCGAACUUUUAAAGCAACAAAAUGUCUGUAUAUUUUUUUAAACACACUAUGUGAUAUAUAUCCGUAUAAAUAAAUGAUAAACAAAAUUUUUUUUUACUUUUUGUCACUAAUCAUUAAUUUUUUAUUAUUUUUUGGUUAUGCUUCUGAUAUUUUGAAGAAUUUUAAUGAAUUUUUGUGCUUGUCUUAGCUGCUAGUGGAAAUCAGUAAUUUCUUCAUUCUAACGUUUUAAAAUAUCGUCAAAGAAAAGAUAUGCUGAUUUUUAAGACAUAACACGAUAAAUUAUCUUUUGAUUAAAUUAGUGUUAGAUUACGUAAUUAAAUAUAACUUAAAUGAAAUCAUUUUGCGAUGUAAAAACUUGACAUUCAUAUUUAUCAAUUUCAUAACUUUUUCAACAUUUCAAUAUAUAACUGGUGUAAUACGUGCGCUUUUAACGAACGACGGUAUAAUUUUCAACGUUUUUUUUAACUUAAUUCACUAUCAUCAAUCUCGAAAAGUAAAAAUGUUUGUGCCAAGCAAAUGAUUAUAAUAAAAUUCGCUUUCAUUUCGCUGAAUUUACCCCAAUUUUGAUAUUUUUAAUUGAUCGCACUUUGAUAUAUCUCACGGUUGAGUUUUUUUUCAAUAUCUUACGUAAGUAUAAAAAGCAAAAAUAUAGUAUAUCCUAUUUCUAAAGUAUAAUGUGAAAAAGCAAAACUGCAGUCUCCUACAUGAUAUAGCCAUUAAAACUUUUUCAUAGAGCUUUCAGAAUUUAGUACGGAAACUCGUUUCUGCGCUAAACCGUUUUUCUUGCAAAUACACUUUUCUUUUUAAUCUUUCGCUAUAUUCUACAUUCUUCUAUUCCAAACAACCAAUGUAAAAGCUGAUGAAUCUUUUCACCCAAAAAGAGUGACAAUUUCUUUUUUCGAAACAAAAAUGCGAAAUGAAUUUAAGCGGAUGGAGGAUGGGUUGCGUGAGCAAUGCAUGCAUGAAUAUACGAGCGGAUUAGCAGGGUCAAAGUUAUUAACUUUAGUCUGUCGAUGAAAGUGAUGUGAUAAUUUUGUCAUACAUUUGCUCUGGAAAAAAAAAAGAAAUUCUUGAGUUUAUUAAUCGAAUUCAAUGCGUUUUCCUGACAAAUUUGUGCGCUUUCAACGAAAACAAUAAUGAAAAUGCCGAUGACUUUUACGAUAUUUUUAGAACUGAUUGCUUCUACGAGUUUAUAGUACAAAGUAUAUUUACGAGACUGUAUAUUUCCGCCGUACAAAUCAAGAUUAAUUUUUCUAAGUCUUAUUUUUCUAAAUGUUCGAUGGGCUAAAGCGUACACGAAGAUGCAUUCAAUUCGAUAGAUAAAUUUAUAAAAUUGUAAAUAUUUCUUUAAAAACUGAUACAAAUUGUAUUUUCAACUAAAAUCGACUAUUUAAUGUAAUCGAGUCGAGUAUAUUAAAUGAAUGAGAGUUCUUCCCAUUCAUGUCUUGACGUAGACCUUAUAAGCUAUAAAUAUAUAAAUAUGACAUGAAUACACACACACGCACACGCAUACACGCGCGCGCGCGGACAUAAACACA
Molecule: messenger RNA, 12123 nt
Organism: Phymastichus coffea
Lineage: Eukaryota; Metazoa; Arthropoda; Insecta; Hymenoptera; Eulophidae
Product: unconventional myosin-IXAa-like
Exons: 19
Coding region: 851-7684 (2277 amino acids)
Biological process (GO): intracellular signal transduction
Cellular component (GO): myosin complex
Molecular function (GO): microfilament motor activity; protein binding; GTPase activator activity
Source: RefSeq, a predicted model, not a curated record